Notechis scutatus (mainland tiger snake) is the source of this 1110-nucleotide messenger RNA. Lineage: Eukaryota; Metazoa; Chordata; Lepidosauria; Squamata; Elapidae. The record is from RefSeq and is a predicted model, not a curated record.
AUUUUCCAGAGGUUCCUUAAAUCACUGCUCUAUCGUAACCUCUCGGGAGCUGUUCUGACCAAGGCUUCCGAGACCAUUGACCAGGAUGGGCUCACCUUGUCCGAGAGAACGCUCUACCUGGGCCAGGAUGACGAAAGCGAAAAGAUCUUGGCCGCGUAUGGCGUAUUCAUGGAGCGCCUCUUGAAUCUGCUGGGUGCCGAAAACGUGGAACAGAAAGCCAAGGAGAUUCUCCAGCUGGAGCAGAGGCUGGCCAAUAUUACAAUCUCCGAGUACGAUGACCUGCGGAGAGAUAUCAACUCCAUGUAUAAUAAAGUCACUCUGGGAGAACUGCAGCGCAUCACACCCAACUUAAAAUGGAAGCGUCUUCUGGACAGAAUCUUCCACGAGCGUUUUUCGGAAGAUGAAGAGGUGGUGCUCUUAGCCACCGAUUACAUGCAGCAGGUCUCGGAGAUCAUCCAAACGACGCCGAUCAGGAUCCUUCACAACUACAUGCUCUGGCGCAUUGCGGUGGUGCUGAGUGAGCAUCUUUCCACCCCGUUCCGGGACGCCAUCCAUGAGUUUGCCAAGGAGAUGGAGGGGGCCGAGAGGCCGAUGGAGCUGGCCAAGAGUUGCUUGAGUCAAGCCAACAAGCACUUUGGAAUGGCCUUGGGGGCCCUGUUUGUGGAAGAAUACUUCUCCUCCACCAGCAAGGCCAAGGUGCAACAGCUAGUGGAAGAUAUCAAGCACAUCCUUGACCGGCGACUCGAAGAACUGGAAUGGAUGGAUGAGGAAACCCAACGAGCGGCCCGAGCGAAGUUGAAGCACAUGAUGGUGAUGAUCGGAUAUCCGGACUUCCUUCUCAACCCCAGAGCCGUGGACAAGGAAUAUGAGUUCGAAGUCCACCAGAAAACCUAUUUCAAGAACAUCCUCAACAGCAUCCGGUUCAACAUCAAGCUGUCGGUGAAGAAGAUCCGUCAGGAAGUGGACAAGUCAGCAUGGCUGUUACCACCUCAAGCCCUCAACGCUUAUUACCUUCCUAACAAGAAUCAGAUGGGUACGGUGAAGUUUGGCAUGUUUGUUAACUGUGUAUGGUGUAGAACAGGGGCAUCGAACUCGAUUUCAUCAAACUGA